Miscanthus lutarioriparius is the source of this 897-nucleotide messenger RNA. The record is from the annotation of a GenBank genome assembly. Lineage: Eukaryota; Viridiplantae; Streptophyta; Magnoliopsida; Poales; Poaceae.
AUGAGCGAGGGCGCGCGGAACACGCGGCAGUUCCUCGGCGCGUCGAGCAGCGGCGCGGGCGGGAGCGGGAGUAGCAGCGCCAGCUACCGGAGCGGCGGCAUUGGUGCGGCGGCGCGGACCAACGACGUGAACACGGGGAUCCUGGACGAGAACGUCCUGGCGCUGGUGUUCCGGUCCCUCGACUUCGACCCCAAGGUGCUGUGCACCGUCUGCUGCGUCAGCAGGCGGCUGCGCGCCGUCGCGGAGCGCGUGCUGUGGCGGGAGCUCUGCAUCUCCCGUGCGCCGCGGAUGGUGGCCUCGCUCACGGCCACGGGCGCAGGCGCAGGAGGCGCGCCCCCGGCCCCGGGGCGCGUCCUGGGCGGGUGGCCCGCGCUGGCGAAGCUGCUCCUCUUCUGCUGCGGUGCGGCGGCGACGGCCGUGCGGGGCCACUUCACGGGCGUGUCCCGCUUCUCCAAGACGUCCGGGCGGAGCUUCCUGUCGCGGCGGUGCCGGGGCGACCUGCUCUACGUGUCGGACCCCUGCGAGCACGCCGUGCCGGGAGCCGACGACGACGUGGGCGCGUACCGCGGCGUGUUCCGCGGGUUUAUGCGCUCCCGGACGCGCGCGUGCCUGGUGGGGCGGCAGGCUCCGCUGGAGACGCGCGUGCGCUGCCCCUACUGCGGCGCGCGCGUCUGGAGCAUGGUAGCGGCCGGCAUGGCGCCGCGCAGCGCGUGCCGCAGGCUGGGAGCCUACGACGGCCGCCUCGAGUAUUACGUCUGCGUCAGCGGACACCUCCAUGGCAAUUGCUGGCUCGCGCGCCUCACCUCCAGCGACGGCGAUCACGACGGCGACUCCGAGGAUGACGACGACGACGCGUCCACGGAAGGCGGCAGCGACGGCGGACCCGUCGCGCCAUAA